Molecule: messenger RNA, 7125 nt
Organism: Oryzias latipes (Japanese medaka)
Lineage: Eukaryota; Metazoa; Chordata; Actinopteri; Beloniformes; Adrianichthyidae
Gene: stx1b
Product: syntaxin 1B
Biological process (GO): exocytic insertion of neurotransmitter receptor to postsynaptic membrane; synaptic vesicle fusion to presynaptic active zone membrane; intracellular protein transport
Cellular component (GO): endomembrane system; presynaptic active zone membrane; plasma membrane
Molecular function (GO): SNARE binding; SNAP receptor activity
Source: RefSeq, a predicted model, not a curated record
CCUCCUCCUCCUCCCCCCUCUGCAGCAUCAGUACCACCCCCCCUCCCUCUCUGCUCGCUCGGUUUUCCUGCCGGGCUGCUGCUUUACUCUGCGACCGCACGAGGACGACGGGAGGGUCCAACCGGAACCGGAUCCGCGGACGGGUUCUGCCGAGAGCCGGAGCGAAACCCGCGGAGGGGGCUCACGCGCGCGCCGAGAAACGCACCUGAGGAAGCAGCAGCGUCACCGCGCGGUCUUCCUCCUCCUUCUCUGUGCUGCUGGAACCGAGGAAGAGGAGGCGCGUGCUGACGGGGGUUCGGAGCGCGAGACGACGAAGGACGCGGUGCUGGACCCCCCUCCCCCACCAGAAGCGAUUCUCCAUCUUAGCGGCCGGUUCGGCGCGGGGACACCAUGAAGGACCGCACGGCGGAACUGCGAAGCGCGAAGGACAGCGACGAUGAUGAGGAGGUGGUCCAGGUCGACCGGGACCACUUCAUGGAUGAGUUUUUCGAACAGGUGGAGGAGAUCCGGGGCUGCAUAGAGAAGCUGUCGGAGGACGUGGAGCACGUGAAGAAGCAGCACAGCGCCAUUUUGGCCGCCCCCAACCCUGAUGAAAAAACCAAACAGGAGUUGGAGGACCUCACAGCGGACAUCAAAAAAACAGCCAAUAAAGUCCGUUCAAAAUUAAAAGCAAUCGAGCAGAGCAUCGAGCAAGAGGAGGGCCUGAACAGAUCAUCAGCGGACCUCAGGAUCCGCAAAACACAGCACUCGACGCUUUCACGCAAGUUUGUGGAGGUGAUGACUGAGUACAACACCACGCAGUCCAAGUACCGCGACCGCUGCAAGGACCGCAUUCAGAGACAGCUGGAGAUCACUGGAAGAACCACCACCAACGAGGAGCUUGAGGACAUGUUGGAGAGUGGCAAACUGGCCAUCUUCACCGAUGAUAUCAAAAUGGACUCUCAGAUGACCAAGCAGGCGUUGAAUGAGAUCGAGACCAGACACACCGAGAUCAUCAAGCUGGAAAACAGCAUCCGUGAGCUGCACGACAUGUUCGUGGACAUGGCCAUGCUGGUGGAGAGUCAGGGAGAAAUGAUUGACAGAAUCGAGUACAACGUCGAGCACUCUGUCGACUACGUUGAGAGAGCCGUCUCAGAUACCAAGAAGGCCGUCAAAUACCAGAGCCAGGCCCGCAAGAAGAAGAUCAUGAUCAUCAUCUGCUGUGUCGUCCUCGGCAUAAUCCUGGCAUCGACCAUCGGAAGCACAUUAGGCUUAUACUGACAUACCAGCGCCGAACCAACAGCCAGCAGAGAAAAAAACGGACGACGACGACGACCCAAAAACUUGAAACACAAAUGCAAGACAGCUAACCAAUCAGCUUAGAGGACAUAAGAGUCCAUACACAAUAAGAGGAAACACAGUGGGUUUGGGUGGGGUACAAAAAACAAGGAAAAAAACAGAAAUAAUGCCAUUACUGCUGACUUCACCACGCAGCGAUCUCUCAAGAGGGUACAAUAUUUAUGACAGAAAUGUAAAUGGAUUGAACAUAUACAACACCACGUGGGCUAGCUAUCUGUGCAAACUGGUAACCUAUAAUAUGACAUGUACUUUUGUUUGUUUGUUUGUUUGUUUGUUUGUUUGGCUUUGCUGUUUUGAACAUUUCCUGGUGCAUUCUGGGAGUCCCUGAGGACAGUAACAACUGUCGAGUCGGAUUUCUGUGGGAAACUUGGGCGCCUCCAAACCAUCCAGAAACCGUUUCAGAGAAUUCCGCAGUGCUCCAGAUCCGACUCUGGAGCACUGCGGACCCACCGCCACCCCCUGCAGGACCAGCACCCUCCCCGUUUCCGAGGAAAAGUCUGACCUCGCUGUGAAGCCUCCUGUGAUUGGCUCCUCACUGCUAUCAAUCACAUUGGCCGGUGACUCAACAAAAGCCCCGCCCAAUGAACCGUGAUAUGCAUGCUAAUGUUUCCACUAGUGUCCCAUUGACGUGGGGAGUCUCUCUGCCGCUAACAGCCUCCCCAUAAUGCACCUGUCCAACCAAAGAGCUGGGGGGGAGCCAGGAAGAAGGAGGGUUGGCUGGCAGCUAGAAUGAAGGGGAAGGGCUUACAGGUGGUUUGGGGGGGGGGGGUUGUACAUUCAAUCUAUGCAGCUUAGACAAAAGGAAGACCAGUUUUCCCACCUCCCUAUAUCAAGAGAACCGGUGAAAAUUAGGAUAACCGUCACAACCACAAAACGCCUCACAACCAAGCAUUCAGUCCUGGGUGCCAUUUUCACGCUGUCCUUCCUGGACCAAUUCCAAAAGAGAACCAGAACCAAGUCGGACAGCACAGUCACCAUAGUUUCCACCGUGUUAUGUUAUUGUUUUGGAUGACUGCUCCGUUGUUGCUGUUGUUACGGUCAUGCCUGGCUUGUCCCGUGGCGUCCGCCUGACAACGGCAGUGUUUCCUACGGGUGUGUCGCAGAGCCUCGGAUUUUGUUGGCAUUCUGCCGAACAGCGGCUUUGGCUAACGGUGGACUCUUUGGACUGUGGGUGGUGGUGCACUCACAUUCAUUCACCUCUUUGUUUGGACACUCCGUACUCCUCAGUCGCACGUGAACGUCCCUGGUGUUGCUGCUGGUGUUAGGGUUAGAGCGCUCUGCAUGCCGUAGCGUUAGCUUCAGUGUUGUGUCAUUUGUGUAGAAGCUCAUUGAAGCGUUUUCACCUGUUUUGCCGUCUCUGUAGGGCAGCGCUGGAAAAAGAAGACAAUUUUUAAACUGCAACUGUUGAAAAAUACCAUUUUAAACGUGGAAGUACACAAUUUGGAUACUAGCAGGUACUUCACAGUAUUGAUACCAAUUUAAAGAAGCAGAUGAGCUCAGCCAGGCUAACUGGGACAAACGUUUAAAUGUUGUGAAAUGCAUGUAUGACUUGUUGUUGAAGAUGAUGUGAAGUUUUGAAAAAUGCAGUGUCUCCACUCAAACAAGAGCGGGAAUCAAGUCAUCAAUCAAACAUCAGAGCAUUAAAUGGAAAAGUUGCAAAAUGGAAUGCAGGGGAACCAAAAGCUGCUUUUGAAGAACCCAAAGUCUUUUUGAAAAAGGGGCUCUUCCAAAACAUCGGGGAUGAAGAUGCUCUAAAAGCUGUCAGUGAGUCUAGAGUCCAGAACUGAAGCGGUUCCAAAACCGUUUGCAACUUUUCUAAGACUUUCCUGGAAGCUGAUUGCAGAGGUUGUGAAGCACUCAGGCUCUGUGAUACGGAGGUUCCCAAACUUCUGUUGAGGCCUCUGCUGGCCACAAGACCAGCAUGAACUCACUCAUCACUAAUGGUUUCUUUGAAUAUGUAAGGUAGUCCGGGUUUAGUGUAGCAUUGGUACUUUCUCUGGAGUCAUAGUGAGUAGCGCCAUUAGCUUUAGAUGUCUAGUUGGUGUUUAAAUUAAAGUGUUUUAGCUUCAAGUUUAGGAGGAGUGGAGUUCUUUUCAUGUUCCAUAAAGCCAAAAAUGUUCACCAAAGCUCGCCCCUGCCCACGUCUCUUCCUGGCAGCACGUCCCAAGCGUGUCAUGAGACCAGCUGCCGUUAGAGCAUUAUUGUGUCAGGAUUCUCCCUUCCUCCUUACCGGCCAUUUCAGUGGUCCUGAAGGUUUUCAUUAGUUCAGAAGCUUCAGUUUGGGGAACUCGGGUCGUCAAUCGACCACAUGGAUGACUGUGGGCGGGGACUGCAGUGCAGCUCAGUUUUUUGACUGUGCCCCCACCUGUUCAAAAGAUGACCCGUUAGUGCAGAAAGGCAUUCUGCCCUGGGAAUUUGUUUGGCAAAGUCUGAGAGUUGUCCCCCCCCAGUCCGCUUGCUGUGUUGUUUGCAAAAGAAGACAAUGAGGGUCGGGGUCCCCCUCUUCUCUCCAGCCGACCCCCCCCCCCCCAUCCCGUUGUGUUUUUAUAAUUAUAAAGAGAAUAAGAACUAAGGCAUGCAAAAGUUGUGGAGUUUGCAUGUUGGUGUUUUUUUGUACCCCCUCCCCCCAUAUCUUGCACUUUACCACCCAUUGGACCUGUCUGAUCUUCUAUCCGCUCCUUGACUGAAUUUCUCUGUUCUUUGCAAACGUCUGGACUCAUGGCGGCAGAACACGGGUCUGUUUGUGGACGGCAGCAGUUUUCAUUUUGAAAUGUCAAUGCCCCCCCCAAACUAUUAGCUCCAUGUUCUUGAGUUUCCUCGACCUCCAGCUCCUUACAGGGCACGACGCCGUCACGCUUCCGUCACAGGUUUGAUUCUGAGCGCUCCUCCUGUCGUGGGUAUUGAUCAGCCCAGGUUUGUGUAUUGGACGGUCAUCCAAAGUGACGAGCCCCCGCCUUCGCCGUCACUCUUCAAUUUUUUCAAUCUAAACCAAAGCUUUCCCCCCACCCCUCACCCCCAUUCUCAAAGCGUCUGGGCUGAUAUCAAAGAGCACAACGUGAGUCAAGUUUACACCGAUUUUAGUCCCGUUAACGCAUCAGUAAACUUCCAACCCGCCGCCAGCCCCGACUGCUAGCUGGUCUGUCUACGUCUGUCCUGUGCGUAACAGUGCCCCCCACCCACCGGUUAUACCCCUGUAGAUGUUUGUGGUUGAUCAGUGGAAACUAUGAUAAUCAUUUGUGAAAGCGUCUGUUCAGUGCGAGCGUGUUCUGAGACAAUGGAGCUGCUUUUCCCUUUUUUCCUAAGCUUGUUCUCGCUGCAGGGGCGGGGCUUCGCCACUGGUUUGACGGACCGCCAUGUUCUCCGCAGGCCUGCGCUUCUUUACAUGACAGCAACAAUGCCAUGGUUGGUUGCCACGGUCAGCCACAGCACAAUGCCUCUUUGUGGCGCUGGUGCAAAUGCGGAGUCGUGACUGUUUGGCGUUUCCGGACAAAUCCAACUUAUUUGGAACAAUCCCGCCCCGUCAGACCAAUCCGCAGCCUUGAUCACUGAAGUUUUAAGGUUAAACGUAAUAUAUAUCAAAUUUAGAGCAAUAUACUGCAUUUGUCCCCCUGCUCAGGGCGGGACGCAGCGGAGCAGGAAAAAAAUCAUGCAGAGUUUGUUGCAGCGCAACUCUGGAGGAUUUUUGCCUUCCUGAAGCAGAACCCAGAGCUGCGCUGUGUCCCGUUCUGGGCGGGGACUUACCCAAGAUGUUUGUGUUUCUUUGAUGUUGCUUUGAUCUGCUCUCGUCAGCAGCUGCAGCGUUAAGCUCCGCCCACGUCUCUCUGCGCCGCUCCCUGUGAGGAACAAGACAGUAUUUGGCUUUUGACAGUGUUUUCCCCCUGGGAGGAGUUGAGGGAGGAGUCAUAUAGAUAGACAUAUAGACAUUUCCCCCCAUAGCAAAGCUAGAAGAGAUCCUAAAACAAUGAUAUUUUCCCUGUUAUUAUUGUUAUCAUUACUGUCGUUUUUCUUGAUCAUUUUCCUGACCGUCAGACCAAAAGUCGAUGACCUGAAUCCCGGAUGGAGAGCGAACCGCGUCACACAAACAAACAGAAAAACCUUGAAGGAGGUUCUGAUGAUCACUUCAUAGCAAUGAUUCAAAGAAGUACAAAAGGAGUUAUGUUAUCAUGAAUAACUGUAGUAAUAUUGAAUGCUCGCAAUUUUGUCAAACUGAAACUUGAUUCUUUGUGUUCUGUAAUUACUGUAAAUACCUUCAGAGAAAAAAUGAUGCAUGUCUAUGUAUAAAUCUACUGAGAUAUCUAUUCCAGUCAAAGUUGACGAGCUGUUUGAUCUCUGUCCUUUUCCGACCGCCCACCUCACCUGUCCUCACUUUGGCCCCGCCCCCCCCAAUUUCAGUCCUGUUGUGUGGGUGAGAGGUGACAGCAGGAGGGCGGAGACACACAAAUUCCAUCACAGACCCCCCCCCCCGCCUGCAGACGGCUCAGUGUCCUUCCAGCAUAACUGGCUUGAUUAGACAGCCACACUUCUGCAUUAUGCCCAGCUACAGAGGCUCCGCCCACUGGCUCCUCUGAUUAAAGUGCUUCCCUCCAUAUUAUAAAACUUAACCUGCGUCCAUAACAUCCCAAGCUCCGCCCCCAUUCCUCCAGGGCAGCAUCUGCAGUCACAGAUUCUCUCCGUCUUUGUUUGUCAGUGUCUCUCCACCACAGUCAGGUUACGUGCUCCUCUUCCCCAGAGAUUAGUCUGGUUCCAUCUUGAAAUGGACUCAGCUGACCAGUGCACUGCCACAUGUAGACAAGCCCCGCCUCCAGAGGGAGGAACCUCAUGUUCACCGGCGUUUCCAGGCCCCUCCACUAAAUGUAACCAGAAAAUUAUCUUUCGUUUGCUCCGCCUCCUUUGGCCUUAGAAAUGCCUCUUCUUGUCAUGAGCAGAAUCCAACCCUUAGCUCAGAAACACCCGAUCCUGGUUUCUCCGGGUUCGGGUCAGGCGGACCGACCUCCUUAUGUACCUCCAACACGCCACCAGUCUUCCUCCCAGUGUUUGGCCUGCUGAGUUUUCUGGAGAUCUUAAAGGACGUCAAAGGUUAAAGAGAACGGGUGGCGUCUCUGCAGAGGGACCGGGUCCACCGGGGUCCAUCCAGAACCACCGCCUGAGCCCUGGGGCCGGUCCAGAACCACCGCCUGAGCCCUGGGGCCGGCCCCUCGCGGGCCCGCCCAAGCGAAGCGUGCAAUACUCUGGAACAAGGGCUGACCUUCUCUGGCGGAGGCAUCCAGGCCGGCUGGCGUGCACGCCUCCUGCAGAGGCGCAGCGCCACGGUGUGGUCGUUUGGAGGCGGGGCUGAGAAGAACUGGAUCCCACUGCGGGAAAAGGACAGCAGAGUCGCUCUUUAGGCGCAACUUUGACCGGAAAUGCAACUUGUGUCCCGUUUCUUUUGUGUGUGUGUAUGUGUGCGUAGUGUAAUGUAAAAGCGAUCUGUCCCCCCGCCCUCUCCUCCACCCCCCCACCCUGCCCCCUCCCUGAUGCCCCCACCUCUCUUGUACUGCUGUUGGCUGUUCUGUUCAGUUCAUGUGAUGUGCCGGUAUCCCUCCCCUCCCGACCCCCCCUCUUCUUCACCAUGCUGCUCCCCCCCUCUCCUCCUUCUCCCCCCUCAUGGAUCUUUAAGAUGACAACUCUAUGCAGAUGCUGUCUUUUAUAAGUGUGUCAAAGUUUUAAUUUAAAAUAAAACCUGAAAAAACUAACCCUGACCGACAUGUUGAAACAAAAAACGAAUAAAGAAAAGGAUUGUUCAGUGUA